Colletotrichum destructivum is the source of this 549-nucleotide messenger RNA. RefSeq lists its product as uncharacterized. Bases 1 to 549 code for a protein of 182 amino acids. Lineage: Eukaryota; Fungi; Ascomycota; Sordariomycetes; Glomerellales; Glomerellaceae. The transcript is spliced from 4 exons. The record is from RefSeq and is a predicted model, not a curated record.
AUGCUGACGCUUGCGUCUGCCUCCUUCACAUGGGCAUGGAAUGCUUCGUUUCCCAAGGGUGUGGUUUGUAUCACCACCGUCUACGAUUCAGAGUGGCACAAGUGCAAUGCGAACACAAGUCGGUCCUCCCAGGAGGCCUCUCAGCACGAGAUCAACGUCAACAACAUUGGAACCCAUCUCGACUGUGGACUUGGUUGCACAUCUUGUCUCAUGAUGCUGAAGAAGGGUCGAGGAGUCCAGACCACAACCCUGUUUUGCUGUCAUUGCAGCCGUCACUUUUGGUAUGUAGCGACGUCGCUUGCUGGCCCAGAAGGUUGUAAAAAAGAGAAAGGAUACCCUUGUCAAUGUAGCCUCGGACGGGGGGAUCGUGUCAUCUCAUCUAGCGCCAUCGUGCGUUGGAAAACCAAGGGACCGCCCACCUCGCCCUUGACGUCAUUUCUUGCAGAAAAGUGCUUGCUGGCCAUUCUCUCUUUUAGCGUGGCUCUGCACAACCGACCGAUGACGCCACGAAUGGGAAUCGGUGGUGAUGAGAGAAUUCCUGCCAGGUAG